Molecule: messenger RNA, 1948 nt
Organism: Chelonoidis abingdonii (Abingdon island giant tortoise)
Lineage: Eukaryota; Metazoa; Chordata; Testudines; Testudinidae
Source: RefSeq, a predicted model, not a curated record
AUGGAGUCACCGGAAGAGCCAGACACUUCCCACCUGCUGUUGGAGCAGGCUCAGAGUGGACUGCGGCAGCGUGAGGACUCAGCAGACCUGCCAGACUUGCUGGCUGACCAGGACACUAAGGAGCUGCUGGCGGUGUGCCCUGGGGAGACUAAGGAUGUACCUCACAAGGGGAAAGAAGGAAGUAGCCCCGGCUUGUUCGUCUAUUACUACAUUGAUGGCCGAGUGGCCAAAGUGACGGACUUCCUGAAAACACGCCUGUUAGACACGCUCUCUGACCAGAUCAGGAAAAUCCAGAAAGUGGUAAAUACCUAUACACCUGGGAAGAAGAUCUGGCUUGAAGGUAUCGGAGCCACCUCAGCUGGAGGCACGAACAAUCUCUCGGAUUCGUACGCUGCUGGAUUCCUGUGGCUGAACACCUUGGGCAUGUUGGCCAACCAGGGCAUUGAGGUGGUGAUGCGACACUCGUUUUUUGACCAUGGACAUAAUCACCUUGUGGACCAAAACUUUAACCCCUUGCCGGAUUACUGGCUCUCGCUCCUGUACAAGCGCCUGGUGGGGCCCAGGGUGCUGGCUGUCCACGUGGCAGGGCUCCAGAGGGAGCCGCGCCCCGGCAGAGUUAUUCGGGACAAGCUCCGCAUCUACGCUCACUGCAGCAGCUCCCACAGCCACAGUUAUGUCCGAGGAUCCAUCACCCUCUACAUCAUCAAUCUGCAUCGCUCCCGGAAGAAAAUCAAGCUUGUGGGGGCACUGCGAGAUAAGCUUGUUCACCAGUACCUGCUGCAGCCACAUGGCACGGACGGGCUUCACGCCCGGUCCGUGCAGCUCAACGGGCAGCUGCUGGCCAUGGCAGAUGAUGGGACACUUCCUGAGCUGAAACCUCGCCCUCUUCGUGCUGGCCGCACCCUGGUCAUCCCACCACUGACCAUGAGCUUCUAUGUGGUGAAGAACGUUAACGCCCUGGCCUGCCGGUACCGAUAGCUCUGCUCGAAAGCCACUGGCCAAGACGAGACCUGCUGGACCUGCUUUAACCCUCCCCUGUCCUCUCACUUCCUGCACAGAACUUGCUGCCAGUUGGUGGGGCUGAGACCUGCCCAUUGCAGACUGGGCCCCCUCUCCUGGGGACUCUGCACCCGGAGGGAUGUGCAUCAUCACUGGCAGGUCCUGUUCCCCUUAGAGAAUAGCCACUCAGAGCGGAGGAGUCCUGAGCGACUCCUCCAGCAUGGCCCAAAGACCUGGCAAACCCUCCCCUCAGCAAUACCUGGCCAGGCUGGCAGCUUGGCCCCAGCACCACAAGCCAGCUUGGCCCCGGGAUUGCUGUGCCUGCGAGGGAGAACAUAACUCAUUGGUGAGACAACUGGCUCCUCCUGGAAAAGCUGGGAACUUGGUACAGUGACAGAGACAGGGAUGAUGGUGCCUGGGAGCUGGGGGCCACACGCCCUCUUCACACCAUCAGCGUUUCUUCCACAGGACUAGUGAAAAUCCGACUGCUGAAUUCAGCCUGUGCGCACGGAUGGCCCAGCUCUGAGGGAUCGGAUUGCAGGGGAUAGCACUGCACCAGGCUGGUUUCUUACUGAUUAGGGGAGCUGGCUCCUUGCUCUGGGGGAAGGGCAGACAGGGAGCUCAAGGGUUGUGUUCUUAGCCUGGGACAGGGAGCAGAGGCACAAGCGCUGCAAAGGGGACAAAGCUAACCCAGCUGGCUAGAGCCAGCCCAGCCCCUCAGAGCCUCCCCUUCCCUGCGCUAACCAAGGCUGCGGGGAACUGUGGGCAUCAUCCUGGCUGUGUGCUCCCCAGGGUGCUUUGCUCUCGGGCACUUUGCUGGACAGAAGGUGCCUCUCCAGCCUGCCAGAACUCAGCCGCCCUUCUCUCCCCAUACUGCCGUGCCAUUGCCCAUGGCAGCUCCACUCUGCCAGCCUCCCGGCCGCUCUUCUCCCCACACUGCCGUGCCACU